AUGGCCGCUCGCAGGGAGGCAGGUCUACUUGUGCGGAAUGGGCAAGCGGUGAGCAAGUGCCGCUGCUUCUCAACGAGCAGCAUCGUUGCUUCAGGCCCUGCUUCACCGCCUCGCAUCGAUCCUCGCGGCAGACCAAAGCGAGACGAGACACGCUACGGCAUUCCCAGGUUCAAGACGGCUGCUGUCGAUCGUGAGACUGUCGAAGCAUCUGCAGAACAUGCCGAUCACCCUCUCUGGAAGUUCUUCAGGGACCGUCAACCUAUCGAGGACGACAUCAUGGGAGAAAACGGCGAAGGAAGUCGUGCAUGGACAGCGAACGAGUUGAGAGGCAAGACAUUCGACGAGCUCCACGAGCUGUGGUACGUGCUCUGCAUCGAGCGCAACUUGCUCGACACGCAAUACAUCGAAGUCAGGCGGCACGGCUCGAGUCAGGUAGCCAUGACCACACUGCCACACAAGCGUCGACAAGUCAAGCUGUCUCUCUCCCGCGUCAAGAUCGUGCUCGCCGAGCGCAGGCGUGCUCUGAUGGAAGCGCAGGCUUUGCUCAAUGCCAGCUCUCCUAUCGCGACGCAAAAGGACAUCAAACGCGACCAGAAGCUCGCUCAAUUCGAAGAACGGGUCAGGCAAAAGUAUGGCGAAGCGGCCGUACAGAGAGCGCAAGAGCAACGCCAAUUCAAGCUGGCCCGCUACGAAGCCUACCUCGCCGAGCAGCAGAAAAAGGCCGACGCUGUAGAGGCACGCAAAGCUCAGUCGAACCAGCGAUUACCACUCUCGCGGGAGUCGAGCUUCAUGGAGGCAUCUGCAUAG
Molecule: messenger RNA, 807 nt
Organism: Mixia osmundae IAM 14324
Lineage: Eukaryota; Fungi; Basidiomycota; Mixiomycetes; Mixiales; Mixiaceae
Exons: 2
Coding region: 1-807 (268 amino acids)
Biological process (GO): mitochondrial translation
Cellular component (GO): mitochondrial large ribosomal subunit; mitochondrial ribosome
Molecular function (GO): structural constituent of ribosome
Source: RefSeq, a predicted model, not a curated record